AUGCCGCUGACCUUCCAGGAUGUGGCCGUGUACUUCUCUCAGGCGGAGGGGCAGCAACUGGGCCCCCAGCAGCGGGCGCUGUACAGGGAUGUGAUGCUGGAGAACUACGGGAACAUGGCCUCCCUGGGAUUCCCUGUCCCUAAGCCGGAACUGAUCUCCCAGCUGGAGCAAGGGGAGGAGCUGUGGGUCAUGGAUCUUCUGGGAGCUAAGGAACCAGAGGUCUUGAGAAGAUGCCAGAAAGGUGAGAGUGGAUGGCCCCACGAGUGCAAUCAAUGUGGGAAGUCCUUUCGUCAGAGUUCAAGCCUUAUUCGGCAUCAGAGAAUUCACACUGGAGAGAAGCCCCAUAAAUGCAAUCAAUGUGGGAAAGCCUUCAGUCAGAGAUCAAGCCUUUUUCUCCAUCUCAGGGUUCAUACUGGAGAGAAACCCUAUGUAUGUAAUGAAUGUGGCAGAGCCUUUGGUUUUAACUCUAACCUUACAGAACAUGUAAGGAUUCACACUGGAGAAAAACCCUAUGUUUGUAAUGAGUGUGGGAAGGUCUUUAGUUGGAGUUCUACUCUUGUUCACCAUCGAAGAGUUCACACUAGGAAGAAGCCUUAGUGUGUUGAAUGUGGGAAGGCCUUCAGCCAGAGCUCCCAGCUCACCCUACACCAGCGAGUUCACACUGGAGAGAAACCCUACAAAUGUGGUGACCGUGGGAAGGCCUUUAGCCGAAGGUCAACCCUCACUCAGCAUGAGAAAAUUCACAAUGGAGAUAACCCUCGUAAAUGCAGAAAAUGUGGUCCAGCUUUUGUUCAUGGCUCUGGCCUUAUACCAGAUGGAUAGAUUCUCCCUGGAGAGAAAUGUGGCAGAGCCUUCAACCAUGGUGCAAACCUCAUUCUGCACUGGAUAAUUCACACUGGUGAGAAAUCCUUGGGAUGUAAAGAAUGCGGAAAAACUUUCAGUCCCACCUCACAACCCAUUGAAGAUCAGAAAAUCCAGGCUGAGGAAAAACCCUACAAAUAUCAAGAAUGUGGAAAAGCCUUCAGUAGGGGUUCUACCCUUAUUCAACAUCAGGUAACUCAUAAUGGUGAGAAACCUUAUCAUCACCCUGUGUGUAGGAAAGCCUGUCCUUUGCAACUCACACCAAAUCAGCGAACUCAUGUUGAAGAGAAACCUCCUUUAAAUGAUGGAUCUGAAAGAUACUUUAUUCAUAUCAAAAAGAUUUUCCAAGAAUCACAUUUUUAA
Propithecus coquereli (Coquerel's sifaka) is the source of this 1224-nucleotide messenger RNA. RefSeq names its product zinc finger protein 251-like. Gene Ontology annotation, molecular function: DNA-binding transcription repressor activity, RNA polymerase II-specific. The record is from RefSeq and is a predicted model, not a curated record. Gene Ontology annotation, biological process: negative regulation of transcription by RNA polymerase II. Lineage: Eukaryota; Metazoa; Chordata; Mammalia; Primates; Indriidae.